This is a messenger RNA of Liolophura sinensis, 8248 nucleotides long. RefSeq lists its product as uncharacterized. The record is from RefSeq and is a predicted model, not a curated record. The coding region runs from base 1304 to 1621 and encodes 105 amino acids. The transcript has 11 exons. NCBI's taxonomy places the organism in Eukaryota, Metazoa, Mollusca, Polyplacophora, Chitonida, Chitonidae.
GCUCCGCACCAGGGAGAAACCUGACUUGCCGCUUUUGCCGCCAAUUCACGUCUAGCAGAUUUGUUGCCAACCAUGUCAAGACACCCUCGUGAGUCCGAUUCUGAUGUGUCCGAAGAUGACGAGAUGCCAACAAAAAAAGACACGCAAAUCAUUCAAGCAGGGAUUCCGAAGGACAUUUACAAAUGCCUGGACAUGUCUUCGAGCAUCUGCUAAAGCACAGUGUGAUGUGCAUUGCCGAUUGUGUAGAAAAGAUUUUAGUUGUGCACACGGAGGAUAAAAUGACUGCCGAAAACGUACUCCAUAUAUCACAAAAACAUGUUUUCGAGGGCUGCUUCAUCAAGCACCAUGACCAACUUCCUCGUGAGGAGUGAGAAAAACAGCCAAACAAAGCUACAGCUACAAAAUCGUAAAAGUUGAAGUGAUGACGUGCGAAGUGAUUGCAGAGCUGAAUUUACCGCUUGGCACUGCUAACCCAGUACUUCCAAAGCAUGUUCACCGACUCUGAAAUAGCUAAAGGUGAAAAUAAAUUCAAGUUACUGGGUACAGAGGUGAAAUCUGCUGGAUUGAGCUGAACAAAUUGUCUUGCUUUGGGCUCUGACAGUGGUAACAUCAUGGUUGGGCAGCACAAAGGAGCCUCUGCACAAAGGAGUCUCUCAUGUGAGACUGGGACCACCGAUAGAUGCCGUCAAAUUCCUGGAACUGAUCAGUUCUGACUGGAAACAACUGUGACUUAAGCUAGGUUUGAAAAACCUAUUGGGCAAAUAGGGAAAAAGGCACGAAGUGAAAUAUGGUCACCCCCUCUAGAAGGACAGCGCUGAAGAUGUGCUUUCCAGCUAUCAAAAUCUUGUCGAGAAGGUGUGGAAAGAAAAUCCCAGAGCUCAUGUUUUGGCAUCUGGCAUAUUGCCUAGAUGUAAAAACAACUUUCUUGGAAGGUACACCAGCCAAGUCUUCCUCAUUUCUGUCACUGAGAUGGCGGUCAUCAUCAACAAGACUUUGUUAGAUGUUUCCAAGAAGAUCAACAGUUUUGAAUUUGUUGAUCAUUCCAGCUUUCUUGCUGAGAACGACACAGUCAGUCGUCAUCUACCCAGUACUGACGGCCUUCAUGAUAGUGUAUUGGGCACUAAGACUUUUCUGAACACCAUUCUUGAAAGUGCCAACAAGGUGCUUGUGAGGGAUGCUGAAGAACAGAUCAGGUUUGCUAGAGGACGUGGCACCAUCUUUGCAGCCCGCAGUACAACACAGCCCACAGUACAACACAGCGAGCCCGUGACAUGUGAAGAAACACCUUCCCAAAAUCGUUGUUAUGCCAUCCACAUCAAGGGAUACAUGUGACCAAGCUGUCGUGCAAAGUGAAGUGGAUCCAUCAUCACCACCGUGUUUGAAGGCUGCUGAACAAACCUGUUUCAAACAUCAUCAGGAUUUUUUCUGCAAGAAGUCAUUUAUGUACAGUCAGACAUAUGUACUUAAAGGUCUGCCUGAUGAAGAAGGAACUUCAGCUGGCUUCUCCUAUAAACAGUGGGGAUGCAUGUUCCAAGUCUUCAUUUUAAAUUGGCUUUGUGGGCAAAAGGGAUGUUGUUACGUUUGGAGACUUUAUGUGCCAGACAUCUAUCACAAAUUUUGAAAAUGGCAACAUUGUUGACAGAAAAUGUUGAGCUUAACCCUGGCCUUCAAUCAGUAAAUCUAUCCUAAUUCAUUACUGUUAAUUAUUUAUUCAGGAGUUAAACAGUUUAUGGUCUCACUUACAGCUGUACAAAGUUGGUAUGUGUUAUGCACCGUGGAAUAUUUGUUUCUUCAUUACAAGGUGCUACUGAGGCUUAUUCAUGGUGAUGAGCAUCAAUAGCAUCUUGUCAUUUGGGGGUCUUAUAGGACUGUGGCCAUGUUACAAAAUUAGCACUUUAACAACUAACUUUCUUUUAUUUCUGCAAACAUGUUAUCAGUGAACUCUUUAUAAAAUCAGUUUUUCUUGGGUUUUUUUUUUUUGAAUUGCAGCAUCCUUCCUGUGGGGGUUAGAUGUACAGCUGUUCAUCACACCAUUCAAGAAAUGAGUGUUAUGCAGAUGAGUUUACUAACAUUGAGCAGUGGGCUUUGAAAUUGUCAUCGGGGCAUUUUCAUGAGAUUUAUACAGAGUUGAGUCUAUGUUAUCCUAAGCUGGAGUUACCCUGCUUUGAACCAUAACCGGUAUCUGAUCCGGUUACACCCGGAGACAUUUUUCCAGAAGAUUGAACAUUUCCGGAAACAAAGUGAGGAAAGUGGUUUGCACCUGCAUUUCCACUUUGAAGUGUGGACCCGUGAUCACCAGACAUUCAAACGUAGAUUGCCUUCCACUUCUGACAGUGAAAACAGUGUUAAGACUAAAGAUGGAUGUGUAUUAUGUGGAAAAACCUGAUAACAGCAGACUACCUCAUCUGACAACUCCAGCAGAAGUUGUUAGUCACAGUGGUCAAAAUUUAAUAUUACACCCUUUCCGAACAUCAAAUCAAAGCUCUGACGAAGCUUGGAUAAGGAAUAUCAAGUUCAAUCUGCAAAGUGACCCAUAUCGCUUUCUUGGAACAAAGUUUUGCGCUACAAUGAACGUCUACAAACCCAGCUUCAGUACGCCACAGGGCAAAGCCUACAACACUGGAAACUAUACAUGUGUAAUGAAACACUUGCAAAGCGCAGCAGCUAGACAAAGAAGCCAUGGCGACCUUUUCUUCUGCACCUGAAAACCUGUCAUUGGACAUGUCUGUCAAUAUUCCUGUUGAUAUUCCAUGAGUUCCUGUCAUUGGAAAGAACAAGGUCACUGGUGAAAUGAAACAUCAGUCACUGAACGCAGAAGAGGUCUUCAACAUUGCUGAGCCUCUGUCAGUUUAUGAAAACUAUAAACGUCAGUUGCUACAAGUGGGAGUGUUUAAAAUUCAGGACUUUGGCACCUGGAAACGAUUCCAACCCAGCAAGAAACCAAGGGGUCAACAGCAUUAGCCAGAUGAUACAUGUUUCCCACUAACACCACGAGGAGGUUCUGCUGAAUGGUUAGUGAUAGGAACCAAUUACUGGGUUCCAGGGGCCAAUUACCGUGCCCCAGCUCCUAAUUGGAGGAGCAAAAAAAUGUCACACAAACGACUCCAAUUACACUGGAGUAAAGUAAACAGUUACUUAAUCAUGAAGACUUUCGAUCUGAGCAUCCACCGAGGAUGAGACGAGGAGCAUCCUUCAGUGGGUGAUGGGGGUUGCACUUCUUGCGCUGAUGGAGCUGUUUGUCCCAGGCUGUUCAUCACCGUUUAUUGCAGCCAGGGGCGUCGGCAAGCUCUGCAAAUGAGGUGCCUCCUCCAAGGGAUAGUGCCAGUUCUUCAGAUGAAGCGGGUGAAGCAGGAGGAGCCUGGAUUUCUGGGGAGAUGGUGGUGGUGCGGGGCCUAGACUCCACCUCCAUCUCCACCAAACCAUCCAUGAUUCUUCUUGUGGCAUCUCUGCAAGGAGGAUCGCUUCUGCAACAUCCUCGGGCUCGGACCGAGCCCUCUUGGAAACGCAAUUGCCCAUUGAAAUCAAAAGAAGUGAAAGAAAUGAAAAAGAAUUCGUCCAAGUAUCCCAUAAAAACAAAUCACCUCCUAAAUAUAGCCUCUGUCGAGGUGGGUAUAGCAACUUUUCAUAGCGCAUCCACAACGCUGUAAAUGACCCAGUCCGGACAGAACUCAGAAUUUUUUAGUGCAAUAACUUAAAAAGUUGUUUAACAUUGUUUGCUGAAAUUUAGUUCACACGUGCAUCACUAUUAUAAAUCUGCAAGAAUUAUAUUUGUACCUUUUUUAGCACCAACAAUUUGACAAAACCAUCGUAUGUAAAUAACACAGGAGCUUCGUGCUAGACUGCAUUAAAUCAUUGACUGCCGAACGGACGUCUUCUCUGCAACAAUGUAUUCUUUCUCCUUGUUGUCCUCAGCUAUCAGUCGAAGUUCAAAGCCUCCAAAUCUCUAGGCUGGUCUUCAGUACUUGCUCCAUUGUAAAUGGUGCUCGGCAGUCUAGAGGUUCAAAUCCAGUACAUUCCUUUCCAUUUUUUUCGCGUUUUUUUUUUCAUUAUCAGAACUUUAUAAACACCAGGCUGCCAGAACUGGUAGAAGAUUAGUGGCGUGUACCCAGGCAAUGCUGUUGGAUAACAUCUUUAAUUAUUAUUAUUAUUAUUAUUCUUAGUCGUCUCGUAAGUUUGCAAUAUCUCAAAAACUGUGAAAGUAAGAAAAAAAAAACUUUGGAGUCUUAAUAAGGAACAUAUGAAGCAGCUUUUCAGGUUGCGUGCUGUUUUACCACUCACGUGAUUUAGCGGCCAUUUUGAAUUUUCAUGAUACGCUAAAAAAAAUUCUCCAAAACGGCAAAACCUAUCGAGCUAAACGUUUCGUUUACAGUUUACAGGUGGAUCGUUCUACCCAGAUUGUAAAAAGCUUUUAGUUCGGUAUGCAAAUAAGGCCAAAACUGACCAACGAACAUGGCUCAAAAAUAGGUCAUUUUUAAAAACCGCUUAAAAUCACAAAAAACACAUACACUAUCUUGUGCCCCUUGGCAUCACAAUUACAAAUAUGCAAGAAUUAUUUUUGUACUUUGUGUUGUUUUUAUCUUAUGACCAAAAAACACCAGCAAAAAUCCGAAAAAAUCGUCGUAUGUAAAUAACAUGAGAGCUUCGUGCUAGACAGCAUCAAACCAUUGACUGCAGUUUACCGUGGGUAGGGGCAUGAGCUAUGUAACAAUGUAUUCUUUCUCCCUGUUGUCCUCAGCUAUCAGCCGAAGAUCAAAGCCGCCUAAUCUCUAUGCUAGUCUUCAAUAAUUGGUCCAUUGUAAAGGGUACCCGGCAGUUUUGGGGUUCAAAUCCAAUACAUUCCUUUCCAUUUUUUUUGCGCCUUUUUUUUAAUAUCAUGAACUUUAUAAACACCAGGCUAGCAGAAGUGGUAGGAGAUUAAUGGCGUGUACCCCGACAAUGCUGUUGGAUAACAUCUUUAAUUAUUAUUAUUUUCGACAAAACUCUGCCGUGUUUCUAGCAAAACCGGCCAGUCCAAUGUUUAUAAAAUUUUAUCAUGUUUGUCUCCCAGACUUAAAGUUGUGCAUCGUAACUUUUUCGGCAGAUAGGGACGUGAGAUUUGAGCUGCAGUUGCACAAAGCCAAGGUACAUUUAGAGUGUGAUUGUGUACUCCUUUGAAAAUUGUACAAGCUCGCUAUUGGGUGAAAAUUUCAUGUGACCAAAAAACCCUUUUUUUUUCCAGUGAUGUCUAUGAUUCAAAGUUAAUGUCCAGCAAAUGCUCAUAUCUGAUGCAGAUUUGAAAGCUGAUUCCAAAUAUUCAAUUUUUGCAAAACCGGAAGUGACGUUAGAGAUGCAAUCUUAAGGCCUUAUAUCAUCCCAAGGAAAGCAGACAGCCUUCAUAUAGCCGGAAGGCAAUGAAACGCUAUCUCCCGUUUUUCCAGGUCAAAUAACACCAAACUGUUACAGCUGUAAAGCUGAAAAUCGCUGUAAAUAAUGGACUAUGCAUGUACUCUGUGCAUCAUGAAAAUCGUGAACCUGUGUCAAAGGCAGAUUUACCACAUUCGGCACAUUUACAUGCUAUAUAGUGUAAUACACUGCAAAUGACCGGCCAACUGCCUUAUUGAUGAACGCUGUAGGGUCUAAUUGAAAGUUUGAAAGGCGUAAAUCCGGUUAUGUCGUUUUUUUCUUUUCUCCGACGAACAGUUUUUUCGCGAAUUGCCAUUAAAGUGCGAAAAAGGUGAAAUUUCACCCCUGUUUGGAGGUCACGUGACACAAAGAUGACUGAGUGCAAAUGGCUAUAUGUGUACUGUAUGCGUGCAGAAAAUUUUCAAGUGUCGUAAUAAAUGCGGGAGUUCCAGUGCUUGAAAAAUUGUCCAAAGGCCGUUUUACUAUAUUUGGCAAUUUGACGUCCCCAUGUUAUUUGAUGCAUUUUAAAUGCAUUUAUGACUAGGGUAAAUGUACAAACAUGAUAACGUAGUUCAACGUCCUGAUCAUGAAUCUGUACUUGUUUCUUUCCUGCGACGUAUAUUUUUGCCGUAAAUUGCGAUCAAAUAGCGAAAAAUUGCAAUUUCCACCAUACUGGAUUUUUCAUGACCUUAAACUUUUACAGUUGUAAAGCUGAAAAUCACUGAGUGCAAAGCGCUAUACAUGUUCUCUAUUUGUGCUGAAAAUCGUUGAGCUGUGUUGAAAAGACGAGACAAAUGACUACGAAGAAUGUAGACUGUUCUAAUGGGUUGGUUAUGUAUGUAUACAUGGACACCAUGACGGUAAACGGAAGUGAUACCGUAUAAGCCGGCAAUACCGGCGUAAACCCAGGAAUCGCUGCUUUAGCAGCUAUAUUUUCUUUUGUAUUUAUCAUCUCAGAGUACACGUCUCUAAACAUUUUCUUUAUUCUUUCCAACAGAGUUGUUUCCCCUGAAAGACAUUUGUUAGAGGUUUAAUGCUCUGAAAUACCUUUCUCCAUUUUCUGUAUUUCUUCUAUGCUCUCUUUUACUUCUUUUAUGCUGUAUGUUCUUUUCACAAACUAGUAUCCCCUGAACAAUAUUUUCUCCAUUUUCUGUAUUUCUUCUAUGCUUUCUUUUACUUCUUUUAUGCUUUAUGUUCUUUUCACAAAAUAGCCUCCCCUAAACAAUAUUUUGCUCUAUUCAUGUACUUCUUUCGCGUUUUACAGCGACACCGGGAUUCAAGCCGGUAUUGCCUGCCUAUACGAUGUCAUUUCCGGUUACCCUAAUGGUGUUCAUGGAUAGAUACAUAACCAACCUAAUUAGAAAGCCUACAUUCUUCGUUGUGAUCAGUGCAUUGUAAAUACGCUGUGUAUCUUGUAUAUGUAGGUGUGCCAAACGGAGUAAACCGACCAUUGGCCAAUAUCUGAAGGCCUGCAUGUCCCGUCUUUUUCAACACAGCUCAAUGAAUUUCAGCACACAUAGAGCACAUGUGCACUCAGUGAUUUUCAGUUUUACAACUGUAAUAGUUUUCUGUCACGAGACCUGCAAAUGUGGUGGAAAUUGCACUUUUCGCAAUUUAAUCGGAACUUACGACCAAAUUCAACGUCGCAGAAAAGGAAUAAGUCCAGGUUCUUGAUCAGGACGUCAAACUACGUCAGGUAGCUUUCUUACUAUAUUCAUACAUUUAUCCUGGUGAUAAAUGCAUUUAAAAGGCAUCAUAAAACAUUGGGACGUUAAAUUGCCAAAUAUGGCAAAUCGGCCUUUAAACAAUUUUUCAAGCACGAAAACUCCCGCAUUUAUAACGACAGUGGAAAGAUUUUCUGCAUGCAUACAUUAACCACAUCUACCUCAUCGCACUCGACCAUUUUCAGUUCCGCAUCUGUAGCGGUAUUGUGUCACGUAACCUCUAAACAUGGGGGAAAUUUCACCUUUUGUAAUUUUAAUGGCAGUUGACGACAAAACUGUGCGUCCCAGAAAAGAAAAACGACCAGAUUCGUGAUCAGAACAUCAAACUACUCCCAGCAGGGUGCUUAAAACGUUUAAAUUCACAAAAUUUUUAUCACCUGACAAAUUCGUUAAGCUGGGAUCGAACUCUGACAUGAGACUGGCGUGAGCGGUAAAAGCCCGGUGCGAUCUGCCUGAUGUCAAUUUUCCGACGUCAAACCUCUUUGCCACUCAACUAUACUUCUUUCAUGUUUUCUCGUAUUUCUUUUAUCUGUAUCUUACAGAAUUGUCAGCUGAAGGUUAUUUCCUGAUUAUUUGUGUAUUUCUUGACAGUUUUACGCCAUGCUUUACUAUAAUUAUGCGUGUAGCCAUGUUUGUUAAUAUAUAUUGUAUAAUACAGCUUUGAGCAUACAGCAUUUCCCUGAAAGACAUUCAUCAGUAGUUUAGCGACCCUGAAAUGCUUUCCUCCAUUUUGCUUUAUUUCUUCCAUACUUUUUUACUUCUAUUAUGCUUUAUGUUCCUUUCACUGGGUAGUCUUCCCUGAACGUUAUUUUGUCCUAUUCAGGUAUUUCUUCCACGUUUUACAAUGAGGUUUGCUUCUCUUUGUGGACUUUGAAAAUUUCCUCCAUUGAAAAUUUGUUUCCAUUAAUUACAUUCCUUAAAGAGUUGUCUCUCCUGAAACAAUUCUUAUCUAUUUCCUUCAUGUUUUCUAGCAUUUCUUUCAUCUUUAUCUUCUUACGGAGUAGUCGCCCCUGGAGGUUAUUUCCUGAUUAUUGAUGUAUUUCUUUACCGUCUUACGCCAUGUUUUAAUAUAAUUAUGCAUGUAACCACAUAUUUUAAUACAGAUGUAUAUAAUAGAGCUUUGAAAUACAACAGAGUUGUUU